Pungitius pungitius (ninespine stickleback) is the source of this 5355-nucleotide messenger RNA. RefSeq lists its product as uncharacterized. The record is from RefSeq and is a predicted model, not a curated record. The transcript has 15 exons. Gene Ontology annotation, molecular function: protein binding. NCBI's taxonomy places the organism in Eukaryota, Metazoa, Chordata, Actinopteri, Perciformes, Gasterosteidae. Bases 1688 to 3610 code for a protein of 640 amino acids.
CGCAGCCUCCGAUACACAGCCCCCUCCCUUCCACCACCAGCCAUGCGGCCAAGUGCACCUACAGCUGCCUCCAAUCAACAAGGAAAACCCGCUGAAAUCUCUCUCGCAGGAAGUCAAACUUGAAGCGUCUGCCACCGAAAGACGGGAUCGGAGACGCGGAGGGGAUGUAGCGGGCGGAAUCCCGGACAGGAUUACUGCGUCCUCCAACGGGUGGCGAUUCUUUUUUUCUCUCCAAAAAAUCGGCGAGUUUCAGUAUGCACAGCCGUGCACGCUUUCACGGGGAGUUGUAAGUAGAGCUUCAGUCGUUGCCACUCCAUCGCUCAUUCCCUUAGAAUUAUUUUACCAUCCUGAAUAAUAUUUUCAGGGCUGCUCGGUGGAUUAUCAGAGUUGUUUGUCAGUCUUACGAGUUAUCAUUGAUCACGGAGGACUGAGCUAGACACCGCCCUGACCCGCUUCCAGUGUGCCGGACCCGGAUUGCAUCUUCUCUCUAGGUUUCGGACAGGUGCCAGCCCGCGCGUUGGCGGAGGGAAACCGCGCGCAUUACGGGAAUAUCUUUUUUUUUCGAGUGUGGGGGAAUCGAAAUAGUUUUAUUUGGCCCAACCUGGACGGAUAGCUGCACGUUCUGGGGGACAGCUGCACAUUCUGGGGGACAGACGCCCCCCCUCCCUCCUCCUCCUCUCCCCGUUCAAAGCCCGCAGUCCGAUGCUCGGAUAUUUGAAACGUAAUUUGCACUCAAGGACACCCUCCUCAGUUCCUUAUUUGCGGUUUAAAGCAAAAACGCACGAUAUAUACUAAUGUGUAUUUUAAAUGGGAAUUGAGAUGAGCAUCACCCACCCGCCCUCAUCGUUUGUGGAUGUGUACUUGAACCCUUGUCGUGGGUCUGCACAGUGAGGACUACCGGCACCUGGAUGGCCGGUUCGCCCUCCUUUUCUCUGUCUCUGCUGCCCGUGUGCGCGCACGUCUGUGCCGGUAAUUCCGCUUAUUCUGCUGCAGCCGCUUCUGCUGCCACCCAGUCCCAACACACACAUACACACAAACACACACCCACACGCACACACAACAGAGUCCCGUCUAUUCAGCCCCCAGAAAACUACCUAUAGAGCCUCUUUCUGUUUGUAUGUGCAUGGGAAAGGAGUCGCGCGGGAGAGGAGAGCAGGAGUUGGGAUAAGCAGCGGAACCUGAUCACCCUUUUUCUUUUCUUUUUAACGCCUGUCAAGGGGCUUCUCGUUGUGAUUUAAAACUCAUCUGCUAGCGGACGUAGAGGACGAGGAAGAAGAAGGUGAAGAGAGUCUGGUGAAAAAGACGCAAACUGAGAGGAGAGAAGGUGGAGAGAUCGAUGAAGUUAUCAGAAAUAACUGAGCUGGCAACCGGAUGACGCAAAGGAGGGUGCCCUUGUUGGCUUGUCAUUCUGUUGUAACCCGGAGGCCAGUUAUCUGACUGGAAUGUGAAUUCAUAAUAGGACAGACUCCAGAGGACUUCCUGUAUCCCCGAGAAACUCAGGCUUAGCUGACGCUGACAUCCCACCACUGGUCAAGAGAGACCCAGACAGCAACGUGACAGAGGGCUCCACAGCUACUUAAAGAAGCCGCUGCAGAUCAAGUCUGGUCAUCACUUCACAUCUUUGCUCCGUGCUAAUUGGAUCCACUUGACAAAGGAAUACUGAAACCUGCGAACCAGGAGAGCAGACAUGGACGGCAUCUCCUUGCUGGUCCGCCCGCUCCUCCUGCUCUUCCUCCUCUUAUUCGUCCUGUCCUCCCUCCCAUCCGGCUCCACCAUGCUGUGUCCCAAGCGGUGCACUUGCCAGAACCUGCUGCCGUCCUACACGGUGCUGUGUGCCAAGACGGGCCUCCUCUUCGUCCCGCCCAACAUUGACCGGCAGACGGCUGAGCUUAGGCUGAUGGACAACUUCAUCACAACGCUGAGGCACCGGGACUUCGCCAACAUGUCCAGCCUGAUCCACCUGACGCUGAGCAGAAACACCAUCAGUCAGAUCCGGCCAUACGCCUUUGCUGACCUCCAGGACCUCCACGCUCUGCACCUGGACGCCAACCGCCUCACCAGCCUGGACGACUCCCACUUCCAGGGCCUUGUUAACCUGCGGCACCUCAUCCUGGCCAACAACCAGCUGCACAGCAUAUCAGAGGGAGCCUUUCAGGACUUCCUGGAGACUCUGGAAGACUUGGAUCUGAGCUACAAUAACAUGGUGGACAUCCCCUGGGACACCAUCUCCCUGCUGAUCAGCGUCAACACCCUCAGCCUCGACCAUAACCUUAUAGAGAGCGUCCCAGAGGGAAUCUUCUCCAACCUGCACAAACUGGCCAGACUGGACAUGACCUCCAACAAGCUGAAGAAGAUUCCCCCCGACCCGCUGUUCCUGCGGAUCCCGGUAUACGCCAAGAUGAAGGGCUCACCUCUCACAGCACUGGUGUUGAGUUUCGGGGGGAACCCCCUGCACUGUAACUGUGAGCUGGUCUGGCUUCGCCGACUGACCAGAGAGGACGACCUGGAGACCUGCGCUUCACCUAAAGUCCUGGCCGGAAAAUACUUCUGGACAAUUAAAGAGGAGGAGUUUAUUUGCGAGCCACCGAUGAUAACUCGCCACACCUCCAAGAUGUUUGUGAUGGAGGGUCAGGAGGUCAGCCUUCGCUGCAAGUCCAUCGGAGAUCCUGAACCGUCCACGCAUUGGGUCAGUCCCGAUGGAAAGCUGAUGGGCAACACCACCAGAACCGUCUGCUACGAGAACGGCUCGCUGGACAUCCUCAAGGCCUCCGUCAAGGAUUCUGGAAAGUUCACGUGCAUAGCGUCCAAUGCAGCCGGGGAGGCCACUGCUCCUGUUGAGUUGGUCGUCAACCCCUCACCACACUUUGACCCAAAACUGGACCCGGACCCAGGGCCUUCGGACAUCCCCACGUCCAUCAAGUCCAACGCCAGCGGUGGUCAGUCGCGGUCCGAUCAGCAGAGGGUCAGCGUGUCUGAUCUAACGUCCGGCUCUGUAACCAUCAGAUGGCCGCCGCAAAACCACAUACCAGGAGUCCGCAUGUACCAGAUCCAGUACAACAGCUCCUCAGACGACAUCCUCAUAUACAGGAUGAUCCCAGCCAACCACAAGUACUUCCUGCUGAGCGACCUGGCGUCAUCGCGGGACUACGAGCUGUGUGUUCUGGCCGUCUACGAUGACGGAAUCACCGCUCUGACCGGCACCAAGCUGGUGGGCUGCGUGUCCUUCUCCACGGAGACGGAGUACGGCCGCUGCCACUCCAUACGAGACCAGUUCCUGGGAGGUACCAUGAUCAUCAUCAUCGGGGGGAUCAUCGUCGCCUCCGUUCUUGUCUUCAUCUUCAUCCUCCUGAUGAAGUACAAGCUGCACAGUAACCACUACAAGCAGAAAGCUGCUGCGCGCCAGGCCAACGUCUGCUCCCAGACCAACGGAGGGGGGGGGGGAGGAGCCAACGCCCUGCCACCAUCCUCCUCCUCGGCAGGGCAGGGUGGAGGCGCUAAUAAAAACUCCCAACCGUCAUCGUCCACAGAGGGGAUGGGAGGAGCUUCUCUUCGAGGGACGAUCGUAGUAGACUUAAAUCCCACCCACGACGAUGACGCCAUCUCCCAAUAACACACAAGAAUCUGUCAGUCACACAACUCACCAAUCUCUGAGCCCAAACCAAUACUCCAUCACCGCGCCCACUUCUGUUUCUUUUUUUUCUUUUUGUUGGUGUCUCAAGCCGAACUCCCCUUAACGCCGAGGACACUCUUUUCAUUGGUGCCCCAGUGGGUUGAACGGUCACAUCCUUCCAUUCAGCCCGAUGAUCAGGUAUUCGGAUCCAGACACACACGGCCAGCCCCCGACACCACCUCAGAACCAGAUGUGACGUGAUACAAGCGUUGUGUGGGAAGCCAGAGGAGGAAAAGCCGCCUUGGUGUCCAGCCACCGUUGGAUUCAGGUCUGGCUCCAGGCCUUGAACCCUGCUCGGGAUCGGUGCUAAAAUGAAGCUGGGAACCUUGAAUCAGAGCAGUCGGAAGGGAGUAUGUUCUGGAAUCUCUUCUUAUUUUUUUGAAGAAAGUAUCCAAUGAUCUGAUGGAGCUCUUAAGGGUCCAGCAGGGAUCUUUGGCAUCUGUAUUUGAUAGUUGGCGGAAUCCAUGCCAACACUUAUUGUUGCUCUGGGAACACACUGAACGGAUUUCUGGAUUACUGACGAUACCCUUUCAUCACAUUUUUCCAGGAUCUUUUUGUUUGUGGUUUAUUGAUGGUUUGGUGGCACUGCACCUCUCGUUUCCCCCAGCGUACAGUCAAAUGCCAAAGGGUUUCUACAGCAUCGUGACGGCAUCACAACAGAAAUGGGAGAAUGUGCAGACUCCCAAAAGCACACCUCUCUAUUGUCGAUUGACAGUCAGAGAGAAAACCAAUGUUGGGUCUUGGAUUAAAAAUACAAGCACAUUGUCAAGCGUCUUGUCUCAAAGCAUCAACAACAACAAACUGUCAAACUAUCAGUGAAUUUCUCUGGCACUUUAAACAUAUGUCUUCACCUACUCUCUCUAUCUCAUUUUCAUGAACAACUGAAAAGUAUACUCUCCAGUAUUACCAGUCGAACUCUUCUGGCUCCAAAUGACUUAGAUAGUGUUGAAAUAAUCAGUGUGUUUGCGUUCACGGUGGACUGGUUCUCUUUGUGUUGGGAGUAUUAAAAAAGAAAAACCUUAGUGUCCCGAGAAUAGAGAGCCAUCAAGAACUCCUAAGCCCAGCUUGAAGCAAUGAUGUAUGGCUCUGAUGUAUGGUUUGAUGUGGAAUCCUGAUUUUUAGUUUGACACUGGAAGACAACUGUACCUGUAAGAAACACUGGUGAACACUGGCGCUUAAGUUAAAUGUAAUAAGCGGUUUUAAAAGAUGGACCGGCAGAACUUGCACUGUCCCGUCCACGCCCUCCCCCCCUUUUGCUCCCCCUUUGCAGUUUGACAGUGUCUGUGUUUGUAUGUGACAUACACCUAACAGUCUUCAAUGGUUUGAUACCCAUGAUUUACUUUGAAUAUUACGAAACAGAUUACCACAAUAAGGAGAAAAGAAAUCACAGCAACAUGCAAGAUGGGGAUUUUAUGCUUUCAUAGAUACAAUUAUGUGGAUUUAUAAUGAAAUAAAAAGGUAUUUUUCUUGGAAAAAAGUCUUUAAAAGUCUGUGUUAUUCAGAUUUUAACCAAACUGUCCAUGUCCUUGACCGAUUCACUUUAUUUAUUUGGUGAGUAGUAGUUUCUUUUUCACAACAGGAUAUUUGUUGAUAUCAUGUUGAUUGUUUCAUGAAAAAAUGCCUCAUCCUUGCGAUGAAGAGUAACACAAUGAAAAACUCCUUACGACGUACACCUUGUGUGUUUA